AUGGCUCAAUUUAAAAAUUAUAUUCCUAAUGUUCCUAAUGUGGAUGUCAAUAGCUACCUUAAUAUUCGAAGAGAUGUUGAUUCAAAGAUGAAGCAGGCAAUACAAGUAGCGAAUUCGGAAGUGUGUGCAGCUGCAAUAAGGAAGUGGGUAAUUUUGAAUGGCUAUAAUAUGAGGAAUAUUAGGACCAAUAUCAAUCAAGUGGAAAAGAGGUGCGACGGCAGUGGUAAGUGGAAGCUGUAUGGCAGUUGUAAAUGGAAGUUGUAUAGCAGUCUUGAUCGUAAGAGAAACUCCUUUACAAUUAAAACCCCUAACAGUGGGCACAUGUGCAACAGGAAGAUGGAGAAUAGGCAAGCGUUAUAUGGUUGGAUUAGCACUAAAUACUUGCAUAAACUUAGGAGGAACCCUAAUAUGACUGCUGCCCUGUUGAUUGAUGAUGUUAUGGAAAAGUACUGCGUGCAAAUUUCAAUAUCUAAAGCCUACAGAGCCAAGGGACAUGCACUGGAAUUGCUCAGAGGGUCCGUUAUUGAGCACUAUAUUGGGUUAAGAUCUUAUAAGACAGAGUUAAUGAGAGUCGAUCUGGAUGGAAGGUUCGAUUUCGUACUUGGAAAUGAGACUACUUUCAAGGGCUUUUAUAUGGGAUUUAGUGGAUUGAGGAAAGGGUUUUUGAAGGGAUGUAAGCCUAUCAUUGGGUUUGAUGGCUGCUUCUUGAAAACCUUUCUAGGGGGAGCAUUGUUAUCAGCCAUUGCUAAGGACGGAAACAAUCAAAUGUUCCCUAUAUGUUGGGCAGUUGUAGAGUCUGAAAAUGAAGAAUAUUGGAUGUGGUUUCUAAAACAUUUGUUUGAUGACUUGGGUAUUAUAGAUGGAAAUGGGUGGAGUUUCAUUAGCGAUCAACAAAAGGGACUGAUCAAUGCAAUAAGUAAGCUUGCUCCACAUGCGGAACAUAGAAAUUGUGCAUGCAUAUCUAUUGCAACUGGAAGAAGGACUUUAAGGGUCAAGCGUUGA
This is a messenger RNA of Mercurialis annua (annual mercury), 1002 nucleotides long. RefSeq lists its product as uncharacterized. Lineage: Eukaryota; Viridiplantae; Streptophyta; Magnoliopsida; Malpighiales; Euphorbiaceae. The coding region runs from base 1 to 1002 and encodes 333 amino acids. The record is from RefSeq and is a predicted model, not a curated record. The transcript has 3 exons.